UUGAACGGGGCCGAAGCCUAAGAACCCCGUGGCAUGUGCACGGAAACAGAAGACGCCUGUGCUGUGCUGUGCUGGUGGUGUCACCGCGCAAGUUAAACAUCGCUGCUGUUGUUGUUGUUGUAGCUGUUGUUGUUGCUGCUCUUCAAGCUGUCUGAACGUGGUCGGCACGGGCUCACAAUGCGCGCCCUGCUGCUGAGCGCGGCUUGCUGCAGGGCAGCGGAGGCCCUCCGCAGAGGAUUCAGCACAGGAUGUUCCAGGAGACAAAAUCUUGUGAUAUCAGUCGAAGGCAACAUUGGGUGUGGAAAAACAAAAUGCCUGGAAUACUUCCAGGGUUCACCGGGUAUUGAGGUGGUCGCCGAGCCAGUUACCAAGUGGAGAAACAUUUGGGGCCAUAAUCUCCUGGCAUUGUUAUACAGUGACCCGAAGCGCUGGAGCCUGACGUUGCAGACGUACGUGCAGCUCACCAUGAUCAUGAAUCACACCAGCCCAUCGACCGCCCCAGUCAGGAUGAUGGAGAGGUCUAUCUUCAGCGCAAGAUACAUCUUUGUCGAAAACCUCUUCCGAAGUGGCUUAAUGCCAGAGGUGGAGUACGCCGUGCUGAGCGAGUGGUUCGACUGGCUCGCCAAGACCAUCCCCAUGCCCGUCGACCUCAUUGUGUACCUUCAGGCGUCCCCGCAGACUUGCCAUGAGCGUCUGAAGUUGCGCAGCCGCGAGGAAGAACGCAUCGUUCCGCUGGAAUACUUGCAGAGUCUGCACUCGCUCUAUGAGAGUUGGCUUGUGGACAAGAGCAUCUUCCGACUGCCGGCUCCUGUGCUGGUGAUCCCAGCAGAGGAGAGCUUGGAGCGCAUGUACACCGUGUUCGAAGAGGCACGACCUCGCAUCCUGCGGCCCAACUCCAAGAACACGCUCGGCGCGUGACCUCCACACCGAUCACGACGUCACGUGACCUCCACAGCCAGUCGAUGUGACUUCAUACCCUAGCCUUGCACCCUUUCAAGUUUACAUUAAUGUUGUAUUACGGCCUUUAGUUACCCAGGAGCGCUUUAUUGACUGUCGAAUUGCCUACUUCGAGUACCGAGCCGGGUCUGCUCUCGGUUUGGUUCUUAAGCCGGGCGACUGGACUCAGCCUGCAUUCCCUCCUUGCUGGGCCAACCUGGCUUGGAUGUUGUACCGGCUUGGGCAUGCUUUUACAAGGUAGCCUGUUUGUUUACAUUGGCCGUGCUCACAAACAGUCGUGAGGUCAUGAGGUCAACACAUGAGAGAGAGCGCAGUCAUUGGUCUCUUUCACCUAGGUCAAAUUUAUGCCCAUGCUUUUUGUUUAAUAAAAAAUAACUGGUGGAAAAUUAAUAUAUAAUGUAUGUAUAUGUAAAUAUAUUGAACUUCUUUCGUACCGUAUAGCUUUGGGCGACCUAACCCAAACCUUUUAAUAUUGUUAGAAAAACAUUAAAUUGACUUCCCUCUGGCUGGUGGAGGAAGGGUGUGGAAGGGGCUGAACGCACGGGAACCCUAGAUGCCUCGAAUCAUUGGGAUGCAUUCCAAGCUGCGCCAGGAUGGCCCAGGACAGUUCCCGGGGCCUGCGAGCUUUUGUGUGCCCGUGGCCAUGGGAAUGGCUGGCAUUUCUCAGCAGGGUCAUGCGUUGAGAUAUUUGGUAAAAAAUAAUUUUGCAAUGUGUGGGUGGGCAAAUUACCCUAUACAUUUCCUGAAGAGCAGUAGAACGUGUACCUUGUGGCCAUGUCUGGUGGACUUAUGAAACGUAGGAGGAAUAGUGGUUAUAAUUGUGUUGCCAUAGCAAUUUAUUUUUACUUUUAGAUCAUGUAUGCAUUUCACUUGUGGGACUACUGAUUCACAUUUGGGAAACCCAAAUCUACCCAUCCGAAUGAGGUCAGCAAUCUGAUAAUUAGCAACGUUGAACGAGAAAAGUGUUCCACUGCGUUGCCUAUUUCCACACUAAAAAAUAGCACAAAAACAUUUUUACAGGUCAAGUUGUCUUGUUUAUAGAUGUAGUCUGUGGUUGUGAUCUGGACACCAUAAACGUCUUAAUGGGUGUCUCAAUGCUUGUUCAUCAUUAAGGAAGUGCUUUGGGAGAUGUAAAAAAAAUCUCCUAAGUCUGUCCAUGUGCUCGCUAUUAAUUGAUGUGCAUACGUUUAAAUGUUUAGCAGCCUUUCCAUUACGUAUACACCGCUGUGACCUUUAGGUCGGACCAAGCACAUCUUGUAGUCUCGAGAAUACGAUACAUUUAAUUUUAAGCACUUGUUAAGUUGGAACAUGGCUUUAAUUUUGCGACUUCCGAAAUGUUUCUCUGGGUGCACGGCAACUGCUCACCGCCGCCUACUGGCUGCUGCUCGUCUUGGGAUGAGGAGCUGGAACCUGGUGACUCAGUCCUUGUGAGUCACCAACCUCGCCUCGCCCCACUACGUUACAGGCAUGCACCAUCGACUCCAACGGUGGGAAAUAAAUUAAACAUGUAAUCUGAGGCCUGGUGUAAGUGCUAUAGAUGGAGCAUGGAGUUGGCAUUCAUUAUCAAGUGUUGUAGAGGUAGUUUAAGGUCUGGUUGGCUAAUUUUACUCAUGGUUAGAGGAGGGCGAAUUUAACCCCCACUGUGUGAGAUGAUUUACAAUGGAAUAAUGACCAUAACCCACUGCUGAGAAGUUGCAGAUGUUAAGUAAAACAGCAUUUGGUUUUUCCAGUAGAUGUUUUUUUUUCAUCACAUUCAUUGUGAUUGGUGUGAGCUUUGUAAAGACAUAUUAAAAAUUGUGCUUUAUAUAUUAUUUUUUUAACCACGUGCUAUAUUUUUUCGUAACAUAAAUUCACGGUGAAUGGCGUUUGCUCGAGGUGGCGGAGGAGGCUCGUGAACCGG
Lethenteron reissneri (Far Eastern brook lamprey) is the source of this 2857-nucleotide messenger RNA. RefSeq names its product thymidine kinase 2 (gene TK2). Gene Ontology annotation, molecular function: ATP binding; deoxynucleoside kinase activity. Lineage: Eukaryota; Metazoa; Chordata; Hyperoartia; Petromyzontiformes; Petromyzontidae. The record is from RefSeq and is a predicted model, not a curated record. Gene Ontology annotation, biological process: nucleobase-containing compound metabolic process. Gene Ontology annotation, cellular component: mitochondrion; cytoplasm.